Molecule: messenger RNA, 4438 nt
Organism: Lineus longissimus
Lineage: Eukaryota; Metazoa; Nemertea; Pilidiophora; Heteronemertea; Lineidae
Product: ubiquitin-conjugating enzyme E2 variant 2-like
Exons: 4
Coding region: 15-593 (192 amino acids)
Biological process (GO): protein K63-linked ubiquitination; DNA damage tolerance
Cellular component (GO): nucleus
Source: RefSeq, a predicted model, not a curated record
CAGUGCAAUCCGACAUGGCGAGCGCAAGUGGACACGGACAAGGAAGAGAAAAGGGUCACGCGCCUUCCUGUCAGGGUUCAGGUCAAGGAACUCAUUCAAAUCAACCACCGCGACACUUUGUCUUGCUUGAUGAGCUGGAAAAUGGCGAGAAAGGGCACGAUGGCAAAAGUGCUGAUAGUCAGUUUGUGAGCUGGGGACUUGAUAGCUCUGAUGAUGGAUCAUUAACAAGAUGGAAUGGCACAAUUAUAGGACCCCAUAAAACGGUAUUUGAUGGGCGGAUUUACCUUCUAAGGAUAGAUUGUGGGCCGAAGUAUCCAGAUGAACCACCGACGGUUCACUUCACAACAAAAAUUAAUUUGCCGUUUGUGGAUGAGAAUGGUUUAGUAAUAAAGUCGUCUGUGAAGGAGCUUAAAAAUUGGUCGCGAUGUUAUAGUAUCCACUUUAUACUCAGUCUUCUGUAUAAAUUGAUGCAGAGCAAGGAUUAUUGUAAGGUACCGCAGCCUCCAGAGGGUCAGGUUUACGACUUAGAUAACAAUAAGAAGAAGGGGUUACAGAAAGGUGGGAUGCUGCAUAAAGGUGGGAUGUUCCAAUGAGCCGCAUUGCUGCUGGGUCGUUCAAAGUUACAAAAUGCCAGUGAUUUUAUAAUCACUGUCUCAAUUGAAUAUCUCUUGACUUUGGUUUCUUCAAUGUAAGUUUCACCUUGACCAGAGCUAUUAAACCAUAGUACAUUAUGCGUUAAACAAUGUACAGGUAUUUUUUUCUUGUUUAGGUGAAAGCUACAAUGCCAAUUUCUUUUGAGCACCAUUUUAACCCUUGUCCUAGAGUACUGUCUAGUAAACCUGGGAACAAGAAUGUAUCAUUUGCUGAUCAUCAUUUGGUAACUUGUUUGGAAUCUUCCUGAUUUAGUUGCUCUUAUUAGUUUGGGCUGUCAAUCAAUCAAUCAGGGUUCAAUGAUAGCUGAAGGACUGUGACCCAGGUACUAACUCCCUCACGGAUGCCUCGAGCAAAUGGCAGUUUCCACGCAACAGAAUACUCAGUGGUAAGGUUAACUGCCGUGCUUAUCCUUGCAGUCUGAGGCUGUCAAGGAUGCCUUGUCCACUGGGUUUGUUUUUGUCAGGAAUUGCCAUUUGCUUCUGGCUUUCGAGCAAUUAUAAUCGUGUACACCAGAGUGUAUUUGAAGUGCCGGUAUGUUAUGGGUUGUGGAGACAUGUUUGACAUGAUACAGUCCAAAGUCGCGAGGAUUUAUAGCCCAUAGUCAGUUUCUAUGGAAGAAAAAAUAUCAGACAUGUAAUGAUAAAAAUAGUGGUAGUGCACCAAUUGUAAAUGAGUCAGUUGUGGUUUUUUCCUGAGUUUUUAAAGUUGAUGCUGUGUUAAUAGGCAAUGUUGAUACAUUUGAAGCCUUCUAAAUAGGCCACUACUCCUGGCUUUUAAGUUAAUUCUGAUUUUGGCAAAAAAGCUUUUUUAGUUUUUGUAUGGCCUACUGAUAAUGUAGUCUAGUUGAUGGCAAACGUCUGGUUCACUGCGUGUACAGUACGAGAACAAUCUAAAGCAAGACAGUCGUCGGCCAAUAAAAGGAAAGCAACUGUUGUUGUGACUAAAGAUUGCCUUAGCCUGAACGAACAGUUAAAUGUGACCCGCUCUACCAAAACUAGGCGCUUGUAGCAUCUGAACUUGACAGGUUGAUACGGACUUGUUGUUCAUUUCCCUAUUGUAGACCUUUUGUGAAAUGUGACCAAAUCAGUUUGUAAUAGAUUUCACAAAAGGUCUACAAUAGGGAAAUGAACAACAAAUCCGUAUCAACCUGUCAAGUUCAGAUGCGACAAGUGCCUAGUUUUGGUAGAGCGAGUCACAAAUAUUUGACGAAUCUGUAAACUUGAGUUGUUCUCUGUUGUAUUAGAUUGGUUGCCCGUAGAAACAAGAGCAGACAUGCUUUGGCAAGUGCUACAUGUAUCAGCUUCAUAUUAUCUAAAGGUUUGGCAAAGUUCUUCUUCUAAGUAUCCUAUGUGUGUUCAGUUUUUGCCAGUUUCUCAUCCCACGUACAUGUAGUUGCCGAUUGGGUAACUGCAUGUGGAUCAGGAGGUUCAGCUUCUCAGUGGUGGUGCUGUGCACUUUUGAACCAGACACUGCAACAUGUAUAUAUUGGCGAGGUAAUAACAGUGUACAUGUACGUAAUAAACAGCGCAUCUCUCCACUGGGAAAGUGUAUAGUGCAUUUUUGUCUUUGAUGGAACGAUUUUGCCCGCUUGUAAUUAGUUUCAAAAUUGGGGGAAAUGACUUAAGACUCUCAGAUGGUACCAGUAACCAGUUGACAUCAGUUUUGGCUUCAGUUACCACAGUGGUUGCCUGUUUGGCCCAAUUCACAUAGGAUUCACUGUUAUGAGCUUGUUCUUUAAUUGGCUUAGACUUGAAGACAUUCUGUGAAAUGACCUUAGGAUGAAAAGUCACAACAUGAAUCCUACAUGUAUGUUAGCACACACUUUAGAACGGAAUUGUUUGUUCUUAGAGUGACGCGUUACAAGUGAGGUGUGCCCAUUGGAGAAUGCUGCUUUUUGGACAUAAAUUAUGCAGACCAAGCUACGUGGUGUAAAAUAUAUUGUUCUGUAAAAUAUGUGUUCCUGCUGUGAAUCACUAUUUGUAUUGGAAUUCAAACAGCUUUAAGAUCAUUUCGACCCCUUCUCAUCGCUGUAUUACGUGGCUUGAUCCCUCACCUAUUUAGUUAUGAAGAUUUUUAUAUUGAAGGCAGUCGGUAUGGCAGUAGAUAUGCUGACCUUUUUCAGACAUGGUUGUCAAAACAUUGUCAUUGUCAACCAUGUUUAUUUUUUGCUAUUGCAACUUAGGACCCUCUUGUUUUGUUUGAUAAUUUGCUAGUCUUGAGCAUUUUGGUGAUUUGAUCAUGUUCAUGGCUGACCUAUGGUUAUAGAAUAAUGUCACGAUUUUCCUUUAUGAUAUUAAUUGUAGUAUUAACAGUACUGUUAACCCCUUCAUUUUCGUGGCCCAAUGUCCGCAAAAACAUUAUUUUCAGCUUUUGCACCAAUUCAUUUCCCCAUGUGAGUGCAUUAAUUUUCUUAUGACAACACCUUCAAGUUAAACAUUUUGUCCCCCAAAAAGUCGUAACUAUACCGCUCUCAUGAUAAUAUUCGUCUCACGAAAAUCAAUUGGUUUCAAGUAGUCAUGGCUGUUAGUUUGUGGGGAUAAUGGGAUGUCUUGAUCAAGUCUUGGGGGUCGUACCUCAUUUGGCACUUAAUCAACCCCGAAGGAUUGCCCUGGGGUUCACCACUGUCCCAUAUUGUAUCAUUCUUCCAAAUUUUUAUUUUCUUUGUCAAGGACCCAGCAGUCCUAUCUGAUGGCCAAACAUGGCGGAUCCUAGAAAUCUCAUGACAGUGUGACAUCAGGGAAGAAUCCUAUUAGUUAAUGCUGACUUUUAAUCUUUUUAAGAAACAAGAGGGUUAAGAAGUUCGUGUUCGGUCAAGAUGCAUAUUUGCUAAACUGUAAGCUGUACAUAGACACAAGGUAUUUUCUGUCACUGUGUUGUUGCGUGUGAUUUUCACAAACUGGCUAAAUCGGUGAGGUUUUUAUUGAGUUCGGGAUAUACAUAAGGUUUUGCAGUCAAGUGAUAUCGAAAAACGAGUUUAGCGGAAGUAUCCAAUCUACUUGUAAUUUUUGCUCGUUGUUGAGUUUCAUGAAAAAAACACACUUUCAAGUGAAUUAAGGCCACCCAUUUCUCAUUGUGAGCUGUAUGGACUGAGCACGCGUAUUGACGCAUAUGGCUAUGACGCCCUGUCAGUAUCUGGCCAAUGUUAGUGUCUGUCUCGUCAGUCGAUUUGAGUUUAUUUGCUUCUAUCAUGUCAUAGCCAUUAUGUGAUGCUGUUUCAUUCACGUCUCACAAGACUUUGGUAUUUGAGGUAGAUGUACUUAACAAAGCCAGGUCAUCAUCAUCAUGCUACCAGGGCAGUCUGAGCUAAGCCAUCACUCAAGAUGCUCUUACCGUAUAUAUCCUUCGAACUGUGUGUGAAUACUUCAUUUGGUCUCUGAAACAUGUGUAAGCUGAAUUGUGUAGCCAUCAAUCAACACAGUAAUAUUUUGGUUGAAAGACAAAUUUCAGUAUGGUCCAAGAUGGGUGAAUCAUGGAAUUGUACCUCAGAUUUUAACAGAAAAUAUGACAGUCUUUGUUGGUGGUUCUUCACUUUCAAGUCCAAUCAUUUGAUCUGUAAAUCCAUUUAUUUGAUCUGACUUUCCCCGCCCCCUAUUUUGCCUUGUAGACUCUUCUAGUUAAUACGUUAGAAGAGUCCAUAUUAUAGCCUGUAUGGAUACUUCUAAUAGAGAUAGGUAGGUGGGGAUAUAAAGAUUCAUCCUAAUUUACCUCACACCAUGUGCUUAGAUACCAGUAUGUCAAAAUGUUUCUUGUAUUAUGUAUAAUUAUUAAAAUUUGUAAAGGAUAA